This is a messenger RNA of Apis dorsata (giant honeybee), 4245 nucleotides long. Its product is annotated as FK506-binding protein 5. NCBI's taxonomy places the organism in Eukaryota, Metazoa, Arthropoda, Insecta, Hymenoptera, Apidae. Gene Ontology annotation, cellular component: centrosome. The record is from RefSeq and is a predicted model, not a curated record. The transcript is spliced from 21 exons. Gene Ontology annotation, biological process: regulation of cilium assembly. Bases 364 to 3894 code for a protein of 1176 amino acids.
AACAUUUUUAACUCGAUUAUUAUGUUUUUUUUAUAUAAAUAUGGAUAUGCCUUGGAUACUGUUGUAUCGAUAAGUUUAAAUAUAUAACUGUAUAAAAUAAAAAUAAAAGACGCAUGCUUCAUAUUGAUAUUUGAAGAAAUUGAAGGUUCUCCCGAUUUCUAGACCUAUAAAAAUUACAACCCAAAAAAAAAAAAAGAUAAUUUCGAAACAAAAAUAGAGAAAUCGUUCGACGCAAUUUGAUAGCGAUACCGUUCCUUCAGUGAAUAAACGAGAGAAGAGGAUCAUUGUUCUAGAAUUUGCAAUAGUGUUGUAAAAACCUUGUAUUAUUAAGUGAAGCAACGGUAUUGUAUCGAAGGUAAAAUAAUGAAGAAGCGGAGGCCGUGUUCAUGGAAUACAUUUAGUUCUCCAAGAAAUUCACCAACAUCUCUUCAUGCUCGCGAACUCGAUGGUGUUCCUGUUAAAACUAAAAGUUUUCACGAUUUAAAGCGUUUGAAAAGGUGUAGUCCAAAAUUACAAAAAAAAAGUGCAGAAUACAGAGAAUCUUCAUUGAAAAGAGAUGCGUUUGGCUCGUUAGAAUCUUUGUUCGAUUUAAAAAAGCCUUUAAAUUUACCAGACAUAUGUUCGUUAGCGAUUGAAUAUCAUCAAGAGGGACAUCUGUCACCUUUUAUAUCAAGAAAUUCGAAGAAUUCCAAAAAUUUUGUUGAAUCAAUAUUUCUGCAACAAGUGGAUCUCGAACCACACAUUCUUGAACGGACUUAUGAAGUGAAUGAUUACAAGGACAAAUUAAAGGAAAUUAAAGAAGAAUCAAAUUUUGAAACAUUAAAAUUACAAGAAAUUGAAACGUUGAAAGAAGAAAAGAAAGAAUCUAUUCCAAACAUGGCUGAAGAAGGCGAGGAAAUAAUAGAUGAAGUUCCUGAUGAAAAUAUCGAGGAAAAUUUAAAAGAAGAAGAAGAAGAAGAAGGAGGAAUAGGAGGAGAAGAAGGAGAAGGAGAAGGAGAAGGAGGAGGAGGAGAAGAAGAAGAAGAAGAAAAAGAAGAAGACGAAGAAAGCAAAGAAAAAAAAUCGAAAAUGAUAAGCGAAGAAAAAGAGCCGGAAAAGAAGGAAGAACGACCUCCAUCAUAUCCACUUCCUCCUGGUGUCGGUGAAGGUGUGCCAAUUAAACAAGGUGGUAAACAGGAAUCGGUAUUAAGUUCGUCUCCUUUGACCGAUAGCGCUGUAAUGGUCGAAAUGAAGAAAGCGGAUGAACGUUGCGUUGUGCUUUCAAAAGAAAUCGAGCAGUUAAAACAAGAAAUAGCCGCGCUUUCAAACAAAAAAGAUUUAACGGAUGACGAUACAUUAAUAAUUCACGAAAAACAAGAUGAAGUAAUGAAGAAAUUGGCAGAAUUCGAGCAGAUAACGCGAAAAUUACAACGAUUGUUGGGAUUGACCGAUAUCUCAAGUUCUACUUUUGCAAAGAUGUUCGAUAUGCAACCUUUUUUAAAACCUAGUGCAGUUAUCACCGAAGAAGAAGAAAUCGAAAUAAAGGAGAAAAUAGACAAAAUAACGGAUAUGGAAUUAGAAAAACUUAAACAUCGUUUCGAUUUACCUCAAAUAGAAUAUCCAGAAGACAAACUUCCAAGAGUAAUCAUCUGUGGGCAUACAGAAGAUGAAAUACCAAAAAUAGUUGUGGCAGAUAGUAAAAAAAAAGGGAAAGAUAGAUGCCUUCAAAGUUUGACCGGAAAGUUAACAGAAUCGUUAACAAUGCAGGAAAAAUUAGUAUUAGAAAAUGCACAGCUUGAAGGUGGCAAAUAUAAAUUAGAAGAAGCAUUAUUAGAAAAAGAUACCGCUGUUGAAAGUCUUCAAAGGAAGGUAUGCGGGCUACAAGCUGAAAUGAGAAUAGUCGUGAAGGAAAAUGUGGAAUUGACACGUCAGUUAGCUUGCUUGAAUCAACGAAUCACUAGUCCAUGUUGUUACACCUGUCCAGGUGGAAUUUCGUCCGAAGUAUCAAGUCCAUCUCCUCUACGUUCAACUUCAUAUACUACUACAUUACAGCAAGACGACGAUUAUUGUCGGUGCAAGUGUUGUCUUCAGUCUCAAUUUAUCGAUACUUCACCAAUUGCAACUACCAUAUGCGUAAAACCCGAGAGUCAGACAUAUUUACCUAGCGGAGAUUCACGUAGACUCGCGGGAGGCGCAUCAGGUCCUUGCGUUACAAGUGGUGCUUCUUCGCAAACCGACAUGUGCUGCCGAAGUCCUGCCACAGUUAAAACACCAUGUACAGGACCACCACCUUCAAGGGGGACAUGUCCAGCGGAAAUAGAGAAUAAACUUGCCGCCUAUGGGAACAGUACCAAACAGCUAGAGCAACAAUUGGGCAGUAUGGAAUGCGAAGUACGCAAUAUGCAAAUAGAGCUUGCCAAUGUUCAACGAGAACGUCAACAAUUGGAACAACAACGCAAAUUAUUGAAAUGUACCGGUCCUUGUGCACCUUGUGGUUGUUGUCCUCCUCCACCUUUGAAUCUUCAACCUUCAAACACAACUCCAUACGUACCUCCUGUACCUGCUAUACAACCUUCUGUUAUACAACCAUCUUCUAUACCUCUUCCUAAGAUGCCACCUGCUCCUGCAACCUGUACUGGUCCUUGCAUAAGUGCUCCUAUGGUAAGACUGAAUUUCCGAAAAAGAGGCGCUAGCACAUGUCCUCAGCAACAGUUACGUGACCUACGCGAACAAUACGCACGUCUACAAGAUGAUUACAAAAACAAAUUAUGCGAGGUUUCGUGUUUAAGAACAGAUGCCGACAAAUUGAAACAGCAAGCCCGUGAUGCAAUCGAAGAAAAAGAAAAAUUAGAUAUCAAAUUGAUAGACGCUCAAGAACGUUUGAAAGCGAUGGAAAUCGAAAAAGAAAAAUUUGAAGGAUUUAAGGAACAAAUGGUCGAGCAAGAACAAACAUUGAUCGUUUUUAAGCAACGUUUUCGAGAAGCGCAGGACGAACUUGAAGAAUUACGAUCCUUGAUUCAAGAUCAAGCCGCUCAGUUAGAAGAUUACAGAAAUAAAUAUUUACAGGCGCAACAACAAGUAGAAGAACAACGCCGACAGCUUGAUCUAAUGGAGAUGGACAAUGCACGAAUGAAUGAAAAUGUAACCUUGGAAAUAGGAAGAGUUAAGAAUCAAUUUCAAGAAAAGCUUGCAGAACUUGCACCUUUGCCCGAUAUUCUAAAACAAACGCAAGUAAAGUUGCAAGAAGCUCAACAGAUGCGUUUAGUUGCAGAACGUAAUUGCGAAGAUCUUUCACGAGAAGUUAUAGGCUGUAAAGAUAAAAUUCAAACUUUGCAAAAUCAAUUGGACGUUUUACGUAGCGAGCAUCAAGCAAUGCAGGAUGAAAGAGGUCAUGGUUCUGGACGAUUCGAGGAAUUAGAAAGAAAAAAUACAGAACUACGACAUGAAAAUGAACGUAUGAAAAAUACGCUCGCAAGAUUCGAAGAACACGAGGCGCAAUUGCAAAAACGAAUCGAUGAAAAAAUGCAUGAAGUUACACAAUUGACGGCAAUGCUCGAACAGGUUCGAGAAGAUUCUGCGAGACAAGUUGCAAGAACGAAAGAGAGAUGCGAAACUAUAAGAAGAUCCAUGCAAGGUCAAAUUGCAGAAAUGGAAAGACAAUUGGCUCAAUGUAGAGCUACUGCAAGAGCCGCGCAAAAAGAUAGAGACGAAAUUAGACAAAAAAUGCAAGGUCAGAUAAAUAACCUAAACGAGGCAUUUGAACAAGCGCAAGGACGGAUAAGAUCAUUACAAGGUCAUGUAAAUUACUUGAAAACAUCUUAUAGUAAUAUUUUCAAAGGACAAGGAGAAAUACCACCUGGUGUUUUACCCGGAGAGGCUGGAACAGGAUUCGAUUCCUGCGACUGCAAUUAUUAAUAAGAAUUAAUAUUUUAUCGAUAUAUAAUUUAAAUUUUAACUAUCCGAAAAACUCUCGGUAACUCGUUUAAAUUACACGUGAAAUAUCCGUCAUUUUAAAAUGUAACAAAUUUUCUAGUUUCUUUACGUAAAUUUAUUCAUCCAACUAUAGAUAAAUUAAAUCUAUUAAAAAAUAGUAAAUAUUUGUACGAUAUAAACUCAUUUGUCGUAUUUUUCUAUGUCGCAAAAAUUGAAUCAUUAUAGUACGAAUGAUGCGUCUGAUACAAUGUAGCAUUUUUUAUUCAUGUAUUUUAUUUUAAUAAAUUGAUCACGUAUUUUUUAAUGUGUAAUGAAGUAGAAGUGAGUAAAUAA